AUGCCGUCGUUGUUUGCUUUUCCUUUUCGGCUGAAGCCCAGGUAUCAAACUGUCCAAGGUUAUUCUGACGGUGAAGACGGAACACUGAGCGAGUUGAACCACGAGAUUGAUGAUGGAUCCGCGAAACAAACGCCGCGGGGUUGGAUACCCUAUUCAACGUGUUUUGUGUGGCUAAAUCUAGCUCUCUUUAUACUGUCGAGCACACUUUUCGUCUUGUCUCUCAGACCGUCACGCCCACUGUAUGUAGACCGCAUCGAGGGGCAGCGAAGGAACCAUGAAUGGAGGCAUCUAGCCAUGCCAUCGCCCCUUCUCGAUGAGGCGGACAUACGCAUUAUCCGGAAGCGCAUCAACGGGACUCUCCUGAACACCAAGCCGCCAAUCAUUUACCGGCAAGAACCGAGCCACGAGGUGGACAGAGCGUGGGCGUCGCUGUACGAUACCCGGCCCAUCGCGCUGACGCGCGAGCAGGUGCUCGCCAUCGGCAAGGACCCGGCUGAGGCGGUCCGCAUCCCGCCCGACUGGGGACGCGGAAAUGACAGCUACUUCGGGCGCCUAGACGUCUUCCACCAGCUGCACUGUCUGGAUGCGCUGCGGCGCGAAGCCCGCUUCGACCACUACUACGCGGCGCGCUACCCGGGCGGGUUCAACAGUACGAGCGGGCUGCACCAGCUGCACCUGACGCACUGCGUCUGGCUGCUCGCGCAGAACAUCAUGUGCUCGGCCAGCACCGACGUGUACACGCACGUGUGGACCGACACGCUCGAGCACCCGUUCCCGGACUUCAACAUUCAGCAUCGGUGCAAGGACUACGAUGCCGUGUUGGCAUGGCAGCGGCACAAUGCGCUGGACGAGGGCGCCUUUGUGGAUCUGAGGCGGCCUGAGGGCUAUCCCUACCGCGUUAUGACGCACGAGUUCAAGGAGAUCCACGGCUGGUUCGCAGAACACGAAGACAACGGGGAUUUUGAGUCGGGGGAGAUUGCCUAG
Molecule: messenger RNA, 984 nt
Organism: Thermothielavioides terrestris NRRL 8126
Lineage: Eukaryota; Fungi; Ascomycota; Sordariomycetes; Sordariales; Chaetomiaceae
Exons: 2
Coding region: 1-984 (327 amino acids)
Biological process (GO): mycotoxin biosynthetic process
Source: RefSeq, a predicted model, not a curated record